AUGGGCGUCCCUCCUCCUAGAUCUUCUCCACUUCGAUCUGCAGUCACUCUUUACCGCGAUUUGUUGUGGGCCGCCUCCAAGAUCUUCCUCUCACUCCUCUCUUUCUCCUCCGCCCUCCGCCCUCCGCCCUCCGCCCUCCACACCCAAACCCUCGCCAACGCCGUCGAAAUCCUCUCGGAUUCGGGCUACACCUCCAUGUCCCUGACCCUCGACCUCCCCUUCCGCUCCCUCCUCCAUUCCCGCUCUCCUUCCGUCACCCUCUUCGCCCCCAACGACGCCACAUUUUCUCACUCCGGCCAGCCGCCGCUGAACCUCCUCCCGCUCUAUUUCUCUCGCCGAUCCCUAAAGUCCCUCCCUUCCGGCGCCAAGAUCGCAGCUUUACUCUCCGACCGCACUCUCACCGUCACCAACGUUAGCGUCACUGCUUCCCCAAUUUUUGACGAUUGGUCGCUGAUCAUUUUUGGAAUCAAAAGGUUCUUGGAUCCGUACUUUCAGAUAUCCGAUUGGAAGCUACACCCCCGAGAACCUCGGUUGCUUGGCCCCCAAGGAGAACCCAGAUCAGAGGAUGGAGCUCAGAGACGGUUCCGCCGCGCUGAGAUCCAAGGGGUGCUCUGUCAUGGCGUCGUUUCUUGAGCUGCAAUUUCAUGGUUCUUUCUUCAAGUUCCAGACGAUGCUGACUGCCUUUGCUCCGCUUGACCAAGUUCUUAUGAACCGGGUCGGAAACUUGAGC
This is a messenger RNA of Malus domestica (apple), 730 nucleotides long. NCBI's taxonomy places the organism in Eukaryota, Viridiplantae, Streptophyta, Magnoliopsida, Rosales, Rosaceae. The record is from RefSeq and is a predicted model, not a curated record.